AUGAAUGUGGAUUUUGUAUUUGGUUUUAUAAAUGAGCAGGAGGUAAGGGAUUUAGACACAGACUAUAGUGACUCAAAUGAACUAAGGAGUUUGGAUAGUGAUGAUGAAGAAGAAGAAGAAGGCCCUUCCCAAAAAAGGAUAAGGAGGGAAGUAUUCAAUCCCAGGAUAGAUAUGGAAGAUCUAAUAUUCAAAGUUGGGCAAAUAUUUGAGUCAAAGAAGGUUUUGAAAGAUGCUAUUACUGAGCAUUUAGUGAGGCAUAAUAGGGAGAUCAAAUAUUUGAAGAAUGAUGCUAAGAGGUUGAGAGCUACUUGUAAACAAAUAUGCUCAUGGAUUUUGUAUGCAACAAAGCAAGAGGAUAAGUUAAGCUUCGAAAUUAAGACUUUUAAAGGUGGUCACAACUGUAGUAUGGUGUACAAAAAUAGGAGAGUAACUCCAACAUACUUGGCAGGCAAGUAUGCUUCUGAUUUCAGGGUUGAACCUAACAUGACAUUCGGUGGAUUUAUGGAUAAAGUUAAGAAAGCCAAUUUAGGGGACAUAUCUAUAUGGCAGUUCUAUAGGACAAGGGAAAAAGCAAUGGAGAAGAUAAGAGGGAGUGUUGUAGAGCAUUAUAGGGUCUUGGUUGACUAUUAUCAGCAAUUAAGGUUGACAAAUGUUGGGAGUACAAUUCAAUUGGAAGGGCGUGCAGGAGAAUUCAAGAGGCUUUACAUAUGUUUAGGAGGAUUAAAGGAAGGUUUCAUUAAUGGAUGCGGGAGAGUGAUUGGGAUGGAUGGUUGUUUUCUCAAAACAGAACAUGGUGGGCAGUUGUUAACUGCAGUUGGGGUUGAUGGCAAUAACAUAAUGUAUCCAGUUGCCUAUGCAAUGGUGGAGACUGAGAAUGGAGAAAAUUGGAGUUGGUUUUUGACAUUGCUGAGAGAUGACUUAAGGAUUCAUGACUCCCAUGGAUGGACAUUCAUUUCGGAUAAACAGAAAGGGCUGGUAAAUGCAAUUGGAUCACUCUUUGAACAUCCAGAGCAUAGAACAUGCAUUCGUCACUUGUAUAACAAUUUUAGUGCUACUCAUAAAGGCUCAGCUUUAAAAAAUUGUUUGUGGGAUGCAGCAAGAGCAACAACAAUUCCAAAAUGGUUAGAACACCUGCAAAAGAUGUUGGAUUUGGACCCAGCUGCAUAUGGAUGGCUUGAGUUAAAACCAGCUUCUCAGUGGACUAAAUCACACUUCCAAGAAGAGACUAGAUGUGACAUGUUAUUGAACAAUCUAUGUGAAUCUUUCAAUAGUACAUUACUUAAUGCAAGAGAGCAUCCAAUAUUGACGAUGCUAGAAGAAAUUAGGGUGUAUUUGAUGAAAAGCAUUGUAAUCCGAAGGGAAGCUUGUGAAAAAUGGAAUGGAGAAAUUGGGCCUAGAAUUCAAAAGAUAUUAAACAAGAAUGGUGAACUCACAAGGAGAGAGUAUGCAGAUUACUCCGACAAUGGAAAGUUCCAAGUCAGGCAUAACAUUGGAACCCUAAAUGCAGUAGAUAUCAAAGCAAAAACUUGUUCUUGUCGAGUUUGA
This is a messenger RNA of Olea europaea var. sylvestris, 1545 nucleotides long. RefSeq lists its product as uncharacterized. Bases 1 to 1545 code for a protein of 514 amino acids. The record is from RefSeq and is a predicted model, not a curated record. The transcript is spliced from 2 exons. Lineage: Eukaryota; Viridiplantae; Streptophyta; Magnoliopsida; Lamiales; Oleaceae.